This is a messenger RNA of Hevea brasiliensis (rubber tree), 3741 nucleotides long. Its product is annotated as kinesin-like protein KIN-7H. The transcript is spliced from 16 exons. NCBI's taxonomy places the organism in Eukaryota, Viridiplantae, Streptophyta, Magnoliopsida, Malpighiales, Euphorbiaceae. The record is from RefSeq and is a predicted model, not a curated record. The coding region runs from base 483 to 3377 and encodes 964 amino acids. Gene Ontology annotation, biological process: microtubule-based movement. Gene Ontology annotation, molecular function: ATP binding; microtubule motor activity; microtubule binding.
CAAACAGCAGCUGGGAGCCUAAGAAAGCAACUAACCAACCCGACUCCCAAUUUUUUCCUUUUUCCAUUUCCUUUUAUAAUCCAUUCACAUAACACACCACACAGGCCAGGGAGAGGGAAUCCGUUUUCUCUCCACCUCCAUUCGCUCUUCUUUCAAUUUUCGCGGUUUCUCCAAUGAGAUUAGAGCUGCUUGAGAGAAUUUCGCGGAAGAUUUCAAAAUUCAUUUGCCGUUGUUGCUAAGGCAUUGCCUGGUUGCACGUAAUCGGAUUCUGGGCUACAUUUAGACGACAUCGAAAACAGCCGAAAACACUGAAAUCUUGGAGCAGAAAAUCCAAGCGCUUUCGUCAUAGUUAGGUGUAGCUGGUUGUAAUGCAGAUAAUCUGCACAUGGAGUCAGUGAGGAUUCUUCCAGAGGCCACAAACAUUCCCGGAAAGAGACAGUGAAUUCUCACUCCCCAAGUCUUGCUGAGACCAAAGGUGAGAAAUGGGGGCCGCUGAUGAGGAGGAGCAGAUACAGGGGUCGAGUGGUGGUGAGGAGAAAAUUCUUGUUUCAGUUCGGCUGAGGCCUUUGAAUGAGAAGGAAAUUGUAAGGAAUGAUGUAUCAGAUUGGGAAUGCAUCAAUGAUAGCACUGUCAUAUAUAGGAAUAAUCUUUCAGUUUCUGAGAGGUCCAUGUACCCAACUGCCUAUACAUUUGACACAGUAUUUAGAUCUGAUUCCUCCACAAGGCAGGUGUAUGAGGAAGGAGCCAGGGAAGUUGCACUUUCAGUUGUCAAUGGUAUAAAUUCAAGUAUAUUUGCAUAUGGACAAACAAGUAGUGGAAAGACAUACACCAUGAGUGGAAUUACCGAGUACACUGUAGCAGAUAUAUAUGAUUAUAUAGACAAGCAUAAGGAAAGAGAAUUUAUUUUGAAGUUCUCUGCCAUGGAGAUUUACAAUGAAUCAGUACGAGACCUCCUUAGUAUGGAUACAACUCCUCUUCGACUUCUAGACGACCCGGAGAGAGGGACAGUUGUUGAGAGACUCACAGAGGAAAAACUAAGGGACUGGAAUCAUUUCAAAGAACUUCUAUCUGUCUGUGAAGCUCAGAGACAAAUAGGGGAGACUUCCAUGAAUGAAACAAGCUCCAGAUCUCAUCAGAUUCUGAGACUGACGAUUGAAAGUUCUGCAUGUGAGUAUUUAGGCAAUGGCAAGUCAAGCACCCUUGCAGCCACUGUGAAUUUUGUUGAUCUAGCAGGAAGUGAGCGUGCAUCUCAGUCUUUGUCAGCUGGCAUGAGGUUAAAAGAAGGGUGCCACAUAAAUCGCAGUUUACUGACAUUGGGGACUGUUAUCCGAAAGCUAAGCAAAGGAAGAAAUGGACAUAUUCCUUUCAGAGAUUCAAAGCUGACCCGCAUACUACAGUCUUCCUUAGGAGGCAAUGCUAGGACUGCUAUCAUCUGCACUAUAAGCCCUGCACGAACCCAUGUUGAACAAUCUAGAAACACACUCCUGUUUGCAAGUUGUGCUAAGGAAGUGACAACCAAUGCACAUGUCAAUGUGGUUGUGUCUGAUAAAGCAUUGGUAAAGCAACUGCAAAGGGAAUUAGCUAGAUUGGAGAGUGAGUUGAGAAGUACAGGAUCUAAUUCUGGUACAUCAGAUUCCACAGAGUUACUGAGAGAAAAAGAUCUUCAGAUUGAAAAGCUAAUGAGUGAGGUUUCAAAGCUGAAUCAGCAACUAGAAAUUGCUAAUUCUCGGGUUGUGAAUCUACUAAGAGUGGCUGAAGAUGAUGGAUCUUCUACAAUAUCAGCAGAUCCAGAUAAUCAUUACCCUAAAUUGCGAGUGCGAAAUUCAUUUAAAUCUGAAAAUUCAGUAUCAUAUUCACCUGCUUCAGAGGAUCCUCACUUCCUAAAUAUUAGUGUCAGGUCUUUUGAUGCAUCUCAGUGCUCUGCUGGAGACACUAGUAGCAAUUCUGAUGAGAACUUUAUCCAACUUGUAGACUUUGAAGAGAGUUAUGUUCAAAUAAAUUCCUCUCCUGAACUAUCAACCUGUACUUCUAAUCUCGUUGGUGAUGGUCAACAUGUGAAGGAUAGUGAAGAACUGACUUGUGAGAAUCCAGGCAAUCUUUGCAAGGAAGUACAAUGCAUCACAGUGGAUGAGUCAAGUGAAAACAGAUAUGCAAAUUCACGAAUGUCGGAGAAUAGCCCAAACAGAUAUGCAGAAUCUAAUUUUUCAUCUCCUAAUAUAAAUAUGGGCACCUCAGGAUUGACGGAGGUUGAGAAAGAAGAUGGAGAAAAUCAAGAAUUAGGGUCACCUCAGUUGAAGGAAGAGAAAGAGCUGAAUUGCUUGCAUUCUGAUUUUAUAAUACCAUCACCCGAAAGACCAUCUCCAUGGUUGCUGGAAGAAGGUGUGUCUAGAUCUAGAAGCUUGAAGAUGAUUAGGAGUAGAAGUUGUAGAGCAAGACUUAUGAGUACGCCAGCAUGUUUGUUUGAGAAAGUAGAAAAGAAUGAAAACACGCCACCUAUAGGGUUUGAAAAAGAUUUCAUUGGGAGAAAUGAGGGUUCUCAAAGAAAAUUUUCUGCAUUGAAGCCUGCUCAUGAUGCCAAAGAAUUAUCAAGAAAUGGCUCAUCGACUUCUGUGGGCAGUGCUGCUGUUGAUGAUUAUCAAAUUCAAAGUAUUGAAACUUCCAUUGAUUGGAAUAGUACUACCAGUGUUAGUAACUCACAGGCAGGAAUGAAAUACUUGAUUGAUCAAUUGGAACAAGAAACAAAAUCAGAAGCCAAUGAAUUGAGAAAGAAUGUGAAAGACGUUGGGUUGGAUCCAAUUCAAGAUGACUUAGAAAGUGCUGUGAAGUGGGCUUCAGAAUUUAAGAGGCUCCAACGGGAGAUUAUUGAACUUUGGCAUGCUUGCAGUGUCUCAUUGGUUCAUAGGACCUACUUCUUCCUGCUGUUUAAGGGUGAUCCAACAGAUUCUUUCUACAUGGAGGUUGAGCACAGGAAGCUGUCCUUUCUCCAGGACACAUUUUCCCGGGGUAACGAAACUCUGGUUGAUGGAAGAAGUCUAAGUCUCACUUCAAGCAAGAGAGCUUUAAAUAAAGAGAGGCAGAUGCUGUGUAGGCAAAUGCAGAAGAGGCUUUCUAGAGAAGAAAGAGAGAACAUUUUCCUGAAAUGGGGUAUUUCAUUGAGUUCAAGCAAUAGAAGAAUGCAGUUGGUCCAUCUCCUGUGGACUAAGACAAAAGACAUGGACCAUAUUACCGAAAGUGCCACUCUUGUUGCGAAACUGGUUGGUGUUGAAGGGCAAGAACAAACAUUGAAGGAAAUGUUUGGGCUUCUCAAUUUUACACCACAGCACCUAAGCAGGGGGAAAUCUUCUACUUGGAAGUGGAGUGUGUUGUCUAUUUGGUAAGCUUUUUGUGGAGUACCAUAGAGUAAAAAUUUCAUGGCUAAUUGAUGAUUAGACAGCACCAAACCAACAUGCAUAGAUAAGUAUUCAAUUUAAAGGUACUUUUUUAUUUGCAUUUUCUCAUUCUAACUGUAAUUGGUUGUGAGAGAGCUUGUAAAUCUGUUCAUGACAGAAAUGGUGUGUUAUUGCCAGGCUGAUGCGCUUCCAUUUUCUCCUUAAAAUUUUCUUCUUUUUGGCGUGUAAUCAAGAGGAAAAUAUGUAUAAUGAGAGUGUUAGAUAUGGUUCUGUGUGAACUUAAUAUGAAAGUUUCUUGAUUUUAGUGAUGACAUGUAUAAAUUUAGGAAAUUAUGAAUCUGUAUUGUGUGUA